Dinoponera quadriceps is the source of this 2094-nucleotide messenger RNA. Its product is annotated as pickpocket protein 28. Gene Ontology annotation, cellular component: membrane. The transcript is spliced from 12 exons. Gene Ontology annotation, biological process: sodium ion transmembrane transport. Gene Ontology annotation, molecular function: ligand-gated sodium channel activity. The coding region runs from base 328 to 2079 and encodes 583 amino acids. Lineage: Eukaryota; Metazoa; Arthropoda; Insecta; Hymenoptera; Formicidae. The record is from RefSeq and is a predicted model, not a curated record.
GCCAGCUCAAAGUAUGACGAGUAAUAAUCCGAAAUUAUAGAGCUCGGCGCUAUCAGGAUGAAUACGCCAUCCUUCGCGGGUGAGUAAUCGAAGUUUGCGAGUAAGCGAAUGCUCGAAGGGUUUAACGAUUGCUGGAAAGCCCCUCCCGUCGAGCUACUUAGGGAUAUUGGUAGAAAAUUGAACGACGGGUAAUGACCGAACGGGAAAUAAAAAGUGGUCGCCUGCGGUCAGAGAAAUUAUAGGCCUGCGAUAUACGUUCAGUCUCAUUCGGCGAUUCUCCCGGCACACGUGCGUAGCGUUACAUGACUGUUUGGCGAAGUCGCAAACAUGAAAAGCCACGGCGACAAGAAGGCCAGACUGGAAGACCUGAAACGCGGAUAUUACAGAUGCUUGACGCUUAAUGUGAAGAAAUACUUGAACGGAUGGUUUUACGUUUAUUGCAAGAAUACGAGUUUGCACGGCUUUCGUUAUAUAACCGUGGACGGCUCGACGGUGUUCGAAAGUACUCUUUGGUCCAUGGUGUGCGUGUCCGCCAUCACCUUCUGCGUCGUACUCAUGCUUCGCUUGUGGGCGAAUUAUUCGAGGAACCCGAUAGCGACCACUAUCGACACGUCGAAUCUGAUAUGGGACCUGCCAUUUCCGGCCGUUACCGUGUGCAACAAUAAUAAAAUUUAUCGCCCGCACGCCGAUAUUAUCGCCAAACAGCUAUGGAUGAACGGAAUCACCCUGAACGAGACCGAGAGAUUUUUCUCUUCUCUCUUGAGACUGGUGCGACCGAACAAGGUUCUGAUCGACAACACCACCGCGAAAAACAUCCUGGAAAUACUCGGCAUGACGGUCGAUAUGUUAAUGAACAAAUUAAUGCAACCCUGCAGCGCGUUGUUGGUGAAAUGCGCUUGGCUCGGGCAACUUUACGACUGCGACAAGAUAUUCAAGAAGGUGAAGUCGAAGGAGGGCUUUUGCUGUGCCUUCAACUUUCAUCAUGGCUUGAAGCACAGAUACGAUGACGACGAGCUCGAUCAGCCGGAGGUUCAUGAGAAUUCCACCGAUUUCAAUGUCACUUUCGAGUACCAGCCGGGUGUGCGCAGGAUUCUGAAAGCUCCAGGAAGCGGUCGCGACAUGGGACUCGCGGUCGCCUUAAAUAUCGAUCGUUACAAUUACAAAGGCUCGGUGCGGCCCUACGUGGGCGCCUCGAUCCUCAUACACGACCCGAUCGAUUUUCCCGACAUCGGUGCGCAAAUCGCGUCCGUGCCGCCCAGUCACGUCCUGGCGAUAUCUGUUUCCGGCACUUCCAUCAAGAGCAUGGACAAUAUGCGCGACCUCCCCCGGGAGAAGCGUUUGUGCUUGUUCGACAACGAGAUACCAGGUGAAGGGCAUUACAGUUUCCAGUCGUGUGUGUCCGAUUGCAUAGCCAAGAGUUACCAGACCCAGUGCGGCUGUUUGCCGUUUUACUACCCAGAAACACAUAUCGGAGUAAGAACGUGUUACUUGACCGACGUAGAUUGCAUCUUGGCUCGCCGAGGUAAAUCGCUGUCGGGAGAGGAUAGGGCGAGUAAAAAGACUUGCAAAGGAUGUCUGCCUCAAUGCAGCGAUAUCAUGUACUCGAUUGAUGCGGAAGGUGUCAAGAUGGACGUGAAUGUGGGAUACGAGUCGGAAUUAACGCAUGGCUUGGAUCUGGACAACAUAUCGAUAGUGUACGUAUUCUUCGGCGACAUCUCGUACGUCGAGUACCGCAAGGAGAGCAUUCUCAGUUGGGAUGGACUGCUCGCGUCCUUCGGCGGUAUUUUCGGCCUCUGCCUCGGCGGUUCCGUCAUGAGCGUGAUCGAGCUGGUUUACCUCUUGGUGCGGGAGUUUUUCAAGGUCCGCAAGUCGCAGACCGAGCAAUCGCGCGGGAAAAGUUUGCCACCGGCCGCGGAAGUGUUCCUGUCGAUCCCCACUGAGAAGAUCCAGCUGCAGAAGCCACGUAACUAUCGGGAUGCCGUCGACAAGCGCGUUGACGUCUCGUGGUAUCAGCCGAGCCUUCAGCGACACAAGAGGAUGGACUUCGACGACGCAUAUAACAAACGCGUCAAGUUCUGAAGCGGAUUUCGAUCG